AUGCCGUCGGCGGGGCCGCCGGCGCAGCCGCCGCCGCCGUGGAGCAGGAUGGAGGGGCAGGUGGUGCUGGUGACGGGCGCCUCCUCCGGCAUCGGCCGCGACUUCUGCCUCGACCUGGCGCGCGCCGGCUGCCGCGUCGUCGCCGCCGCCCGCCGCGCCGACCGGCUCCGCUCGCUCUGCGACGAGAUCAACGCCUCCGCUGCCGCCCAAGGCCCCCGCGCGGUGGCCGUGGAGCUCGACGUCGCCGCCGGUGGCUCGGUCCUGGAGGCAGCGGUGCAGAGGGCCUGGGACGCCUUUGGCCGCAUCGACGCCUUGAUCAACAACGCCGGCAUCCGAGGUGCAGUGCAUUCUCCAUUAGAUUGGCCUGAGGAUGAGUGGGACAGAGUCAUCAAGACGAACCUUACCGGAUCAUGGCUCGUGGCCAAACAUAUCUGUCGACGCAUGCGUGAUGCCAAGCUAAAUGGUUCAGUGGUUAACAUCACCUCUAUUGCUGGUCUUAACCGCGGCCAUCUGCCUGGCUCCACUGGAUAUGCAUCCUCAAAGACUGCUGUGCAUUAUGCCACCAAGAUUAUGGCUUUGGAAUUGGGCGUGUAUGGCAUCAGAGUGAACUCAAUUGCGCCUGGACUUUUCAAGUCAGAGAUAACUGCUCCUCUGUUUCAGAAGAGGUGGUUGAGCACUGUUGCUUCAAAGAUAGUGCCGCUUAAGGAGCAUGGCGCUAUUGAUCCUGCAUUGAUGUCGCUGGUUCGCUUCCUGAUCCAUGAAGCAUCGUCAUAUGUGACUGGCAACAUCUUCAUUGUAGACUCAGGUGCCACCAUACCUGGUGUUCCGAUAUUCUCCUCCCUGUAA
Miscanthus lutarioriparius is the source of this 846-nucleotide messenger RNA. The record is from the annotation of a GenBank genome assembly. Lineage: Eukaryota; Viridiplantae; Streptophyta; Magnoliopsida; Poales; Poaceae.